Sordaria macrospora k-hell is the source of this 2166-nucleotide messenger RNA. RefSeq lists its product as uncharacterized. The record is from RefSeq and is a predicted model, not a curated record. Lineage: Eukaryota; Fungi; Ascomycota; Sordariomycetes; Sordariales; Sordariaceae.
AUGAGUCCCGAUAACUCCAACCGGGCCCAAUACAGCGGCUUGCAACAAAAAGACGACCAAGAAUAUCAAGAAUAUCUCGCCUUUGCAAACUCAUCCUCAUCGGGAGCCAACAACGACGACCACCACCACCAACCGGACGCAGAAGAUGAAGAAGCCCAACUGCUUACAACCGAAGAUUACAUUGAGGAAUUCGAACUCGACGAGACCCAUACCACCACGACGCAGAAAUCCAACCCCGGCCGUCUCCACCAUGGGUCCAAAUCCAAAUCCCAACUACCAAACCCAUUCCGCCGCCUCCUCUCCUUCGUCUCCGGCUCCUCCCACCCCGAACGACAAACUCUCACCUCAUUUCUCUUUCCCAAGAUCCAGUCCCUCCCCCGCGUCACCCUAGAACACCUCUUGCCCCACCAAUGGCAGCGCACCGUCCUCUUAACCAUCGGCCUGACCCUCUGGCUCACCAUCUUCUCGCUCUCUCUGGUCCAUUCCAAAGGCACCCUUCUGGAUGGAAACGGCGAGGUGGUCAGACAUCUAGACUGCAUCUCCACGCUCUGGGGACCGGGGAACGAGUGCGGCGUGGAUGGCGAGCGGUGCAAACCGUUUGGAAACGUCAGCUUUGCGUUUCGGUGCCCGGCAGAUUGUAGGCAGGUCAAGGUACUGAAUCCGAGAUGGGUGGGCGGGGAGGAGGUGGUUUAUAGGCCUUGGGUUAUUGGUGGUGGGGAGGUUUCUGCUGACGGUUCGGGGACGGUGACGGGGACGGGAACUGGUACAGGUGCGGACACAGGCACGGGGGUAUACAGAGGCGACUCGUUCAUCUGCCAAGCAGCCAUGCACGCCGGUGUUAUUUCCGACGCCCGCGGCGGCUGCGGCGUGGUCUCGCUAGUCGGGGAGUACUACUCCUUCUUCCCCGGCCGUGGAGGCGAAGACAUUACAAGUCUCGGCUUCGACUCCCAUUUCCCCAUGUCCUUCACUGUCCAUCCCGCCUUAACCGGCGACGGUCAAUGUCCCCAAAUGGAGAUGAAGACGGCUCGAUCGUUGACGCCGACGAUAUUGCUCACUUCGCUGGUAUCGGUAUUAAGCACCUCCGCCACCACCUUGUGGUUCACCUCCUUCGUCACCAUCUUUAUCCACGUCGGCCUGGUCUCGGACCCGCCCAACGUCGACGGCCCGUCAGACACCAUCAUCCCGCAGCUGAUAUCCAUCUUGUUCGAGCGCUUGCUGCCAGCCACUUUCGUCUCCGCCGUCCUCUUCUGGACUUGUUCGAGAUCUACAACGCUCGCCGCCAUCCCCGCCUCGGCCAACAUCGAAAAAACCGUCCUCUGGCUUGGUGCACUCUGGAUAGGCGCCCUAUCCAAUUUUACUUUGGAGUCCUGGAUCCCCCUCUCCCGCUUAAGCGCGCACGACCUGCGCUCCCAACCGGGCGCCGUGCUAGCGCUCGUCGCGAUCCUGGCUAUUAUUACGGUAACGGUGGCCUACCAGGCUUAUUCCUUCUGGCUUGAGCGGCGCGCGCUUCCCUACCUGGCGCUCUACAGCUUCAUUUUGGGCGGGAUUGUGGUGGGGGCGAUAGUUUCGAUCGCGGGUGUGGGAACGUUGGAGUUGAGGAUCCAUCACUACGUCCUUGCCUUGCUUUUGCUGCCGCUGACGAGCAUACAAACGCGUCCGGCGCUGGUAUACCAGGGGCUGCUGCUGGGGUUGUUCAUCAACGGGAUUGCACGGUGGGGGUUCGACUCGGUUAUACAGACGGCGGAGGCGUUGAGGGGCGGUGAUGGGUUAUUUGGGACGAGCUUGGUGCCGGUGGUGGAUGGACAACCUUUGGUUUAUCUUAGUAGUGAGGUUUCGGAGUUGUGGUGUAUUGCAUUCAAGUGGAAGGGGAUUAAUGAGACGUUGGCGGCGUUGCUGCCGAAGGUAGGGGAAAAGGGGAGGGAAGAAGCGGACCGGUUGCAGGGGGUGAGUGUUAUGGUUAAUGAUGUGGAGAGGCACAGGAGGUUCUUUGCUGAAGAAGCGCUGGAGGAUCAGGUGUUUAGGUGGGAGAGAGAUCCAAAGGUGGUGAAGACGCCCGAGUAUUUUCAGUUUGCCUUCUUGGGCGAGGAUGGCAGAAGUAUGGAUUACUCUGGGGUUGGAACGUGGUUCGGGAAUGGGACUUGGAGCUCUGGUCCGGGGUUUUAUUGA